UGAGUUUUUUUUUGACCAAAAACUUUAGGGGGCCAACAAAAAUCACUCGCGGGCUGAUUUUGGACCACUGGCCGCCUGUUGCCGACCCCUUUCCUAGGGCCAAUCCAUACCAACUAUCUUUAACAUAUCUUUUAUAUUGGGUGAAUAACAAACCAUGGUAUUACAGUAAUUUGUUUCUCAGUAAUUUGUUUCUCAGUCUCUUUCCUGCCAGGAAAGGGUGGUGGUGGUGGACAGUAAAAUAAAUGAUUAACCUUGAGGUGUGUUCACACACUGUGGCUCAUAGCUGCCUUGGUUGAACAUUGUGUGUUCACUCACUCCCUCUGAUUGACUUGAAGACUUGUUUCUUAACACCCACCCUACCUUACAGUUGGCAUGGUUCCAUCUUGUGCAUGUUGCUGUGUACCCAAACACAGGUCACUGACCAAAAUGUAGACAAAAAAAGUGCAGGGUUAAUGGUCUUUCCUGGAGUUUUUACAAUGUAAAAUACGUAACCAUGUCUGUGUUUAGGAACGUUUCAUGGUUGUUUAGAGGGACAUUGCUUGUGUGAAUACUGCUCAUAUGUGUGAAACUGUUGUCUUUUUGUGGUAUUGUUAGUAGAGGUCGACCGAUUUAAUUAGGGCUGAUUUCAAGUUUUCAUAAAAAUCUGUAAUCUGCAUUUUUGGACACCGAUUGUGGACCAUUUUUUUUUUUUACCUUUUAUUUAACUAGGCAAGUCCGUUAAGAACACAUUCUUAUUUUCAAUGACUACCUAGGAACGGUGGGUUAACUGCCUUGUUCAGGGGCAGAACAACAGAUUUUUACCUUAUUAGCUCGGGGAUUCGAUCUUGCAACCUUCCGGUUACUCAUCCAACGCUCUAACCACCUGCCUUACAUUGCACUCCACGAGGAGCCUGCGUGGCAGGCUGACUACCUGUUACGCGAGUGCAGCAAGAAGCCAAGGUAAGUUGCUAGCUAGCAUUAAACUUAUCUUAUAAAAAACAAUCAACCUUAACAUAAUCACUAGUUAACUACACAUGGUUGAUAUUACUAGUUUAUCUAGCGUGUCAUGUGUUGCAUAUAAUCGAUGCGGUGCCUGUUCAUUUCUCAUUGAAUCACAGCCUACUUCUCCAAACGGGUGAUGAUUUAACAAGCGCAUUCGUGAAAAAAUCACUGUCGUUGCACCAAUGUGUACCUAACCAUAAACAUCAAUGCCUUUCUUUAAAAUCAAUACAAAGUAUAUAUUUUUAAACCUGCAUAUUUAGUAAAUAUUGCCUGCUAACAUGAGUUUCUUUUCACUAGGGAAAUUGUGUCACUUCUCUUGCGUUCCGUGCAAGCAGUCAGGGUAUAUGCAGCAGAUUGGGCCGCCUGGAUCGUUGCGAACUGUGUGAAGACCAUUUAUUCCUAACAAAGACCGUAACAUAACAUUGAAGGAAACGGCAGAUGUAUGUGGACCAGCGUUGGCAGGACGUCCAUGUGGGGGACUUUGUCCGUCUGUCCUGUAAUGAGAUCAUCCCUGCAGACAUGCUGCUGCUAUACUCCUCUGACCCCCACGGCGUCUGCUACAUCGAGACGGCCAACCUGGACGGGGAGACCAACCUCAAACAGAGACAAGUGGUCAGAGAUCUGCCACAACAGGGUUCUGAGUUGACUCCAGAGAACUUUCACAGCCGCAUUGAAUGUGAGAACCCCAACAACGACCUCAGCAGGUUCCGAGGUUUCAUGGAGUACCCCAGUAAGGCUCGUGUGGGCUUACACAACAACAACCUCCUUCUGCGAAGCUGCACCAUCCGCAACACGGAGACCGUCAUAGGCAUUGUGGUCUAUGCAGGUCACGAGACCAAAGCCAUGAAGAACAACAAUGGACCGAGGUAUAAACGCAGUAAAUUGGAGCGCAGGCUGAACGUGGACGUGCUGUGGAGCGUUGUCCUGCUGGUCAUCAUGUGUCUGACUGCUGCUAUAGGCCAUGGUCUCUGGCUCAGGAACCUGAAGGACACUUCCUUUCUGAUCCCUGAUACCACGUCUCCUGCCCUUUCUGGCUUCUACCUGUUCUGGACCAUGAUCAUAGUUUUACAGGUGCUCAUCCCCAUCUCCCUGUAUGUGUCCAUCGAGAUCGUCAAACUGUGUCAAAUCUUCUUCAUCCAGAACGAUGUGGACUUCUAUAAUGAGUAUAUGGACUCCAGGAUCCAGUGUCGGGCCCUGAACAUCACAGAGGACCUGGGUCAGAUUCAGUAUGUGUUUUCAGACAAGACUGGCACGCUGACAGAGAACAAGAUGGUGUUCAGGCGCUGCACCAUUGCUGGGGUGGAGUACCCCCACGAGGAAAAUGCGAGGAGGCUUGAAGUGUACGAGGAGGAUGAGGCGAUGGGUUGCUCCCAUACGCUCAAGUCACGUGCCAGCGCCAAGUCCCUGAGCUGCAAGUCACUCAGCUGCAACCGCAGCUCUGUGUCCCUGCACACACUGACAGGCCACUCUGAGGGGGAGGAGUCACCCAGCCCCACCCUGCCCCAACACAGCGCCUUCAGUAGCCCCAUGGAGAAGGAUAUAGUCCCAGACCCUCUCCUGGUUCAGAAGCUGAACUGUCUGUCCUCUCCACUCUUCCUUCUGAGGGACGCCAGUAUGGAGCUCACCUACAUCGUUGACUUCUUCAUGGCCCUGGCCAUCUGCAACACGGUAGUUGUGUCUUCUCCCAACCAGCCCCGCCAUGUGGUCGAGGUGCCUGAGGUCUCCCGUACCCCCCUUAAAUCCCUGGAGGACAUCAAGAUGCUGUUCCAGCGUUUUGGCCUCCCCCGCUUCUCCACACUCUCUCCUCCACACACUACAGAGAGCCCUCGCAGCUUCACACGCAGGCUCUUUUCCAGGGGCAAAGCAGCCUCCUUCACCCCCAGCCCCUCCCCUACCCCCACCAAGCUGGGUACAGAGCCAGAUGGGGAGCCUAACCUUGAGGCCUCCAUCCUAAGUAUCAAACCAGGGCUGGAUGGGGUCCCUGGAGAGGAUGGGGACCAAGGGUAUGAGGAGGAGGGAGAGCAUGGCUCUUGGAAAGGUGAAGAGGACAAGAUGUUACACCUCAACCCGGGGGCCUGGAGCGGGCUGGAGAACUCAAACGGAGGCGAAGGCCCUCCCAGUGAACCUGGGGCAGAUGAACUGAUCUAUGAGGCGGAGAGCCCUGACGAGGCGGCUCUGGUCCACGCGGCCAGGGCCUACCGCUGCACCCUGCAGGGACGCUCACUCGAGCGCCUUCUGGUGGAGCUGCCAGGGAUGGGCAGCCUGGCUGUGCGCCUGCUCCAUAUCCUGCCCUUCGACUCCACUCGCAAGAGGAUGUCUGUGGUGGUCCGCCACCCGCUCACCAACCAGGUGGUGGUCUACACCAAGGGAGCCGACUCGGUCAUCAUGGACCUGGCAGAGUCACCAAAAGGUGCUGAGCAGUCAGAUGGGAGACAGGGUCACAUCAGAGAACAAACCCAGAAACACCUAGACAACUACGCCAGGGAAGGCCUUCGCACCCUCUGCAUCGCUAAGAAGGUGUUGGAGGAGGAGGAGUAUGAAAUUUGGUUGAAGCGUCAUGCAUUUGCAGAGACCAGUAUAGAGAACAGAGAGGAGCUUCUACUGGAGUCUGCACAGAGACUGGAAACCAACCUCAUGCUACUGGGGGCAACAGGGAUUGUGGAUAGACUGCAGGAAGAGGUGCCAGAGACCAUUGAGGCACUACAGAGAGCAGGGGUCAAAGUAUGGGUCCUCACAGGGGACAAACAAGAGACUGCCAUAAAUAUCGCCUGUGCCUGCAAACUGCUCAGGACCACAGACCAACUGCUGACUGCUAACUGUGAUAGCAAGGAGGCCUGCAAGGCCUUGUUGCUGGAGCUGCGGGCGGAGGUGGAGCGUGGCGAGGCAGCUGAGGGCACGUCAGGCUUCACCCUGGUGGUGGACGGGCGCACCCUGGACUUCGCCCUGCAGGAGGACCUGAAAGGGGACUUCCUGGAGCUGAGCCGGCGCUGCAGGGCCGUGGUCUGCUGCCGCUCCACUCCACUUCAGAAGAGCCAUGUGGUACAACUGGUACGGGACCAGCUCCGAGUCAUGACCCUCGCCAUAGGUGAUGGAGCCAAUGAUGUCAGUAUGAUCCAGGUGGCAGAUGUUGGCAUUGGGAUAUCUGGUCAGGAGGGCAUGCAGGCUGUGAUGUCCAGUGACUUUGCCAUCUCCAGGUUUAAACACCUCCGCAAGCUGCUGUUGGUCCAUGGCCACUGGUGCUACACACGCCUGGCCAACAUGAUUCUCUACUUCUUCUACAAGAAUGUGAUGUAUGUGAAUCUGCUGUUCUGGUACCAGUUCUUCUGUGGUUUCUCGGGGAGCGUCAUGACCAACUCCUGGGUGCUCAUCUUCUUCAACCUCCUCUUCACCUCCGCCCCUCCCCUUCUCUACGGGAUCCUGGACAAAGACGUGUCUGCAGAUACCCUCAUUAAGUUACCGGAGCUCUACAAAUCCGGACAGAAUUCCAAGGCCUACCUCCCUUCUACCUUCUGGCUGACGAUGCUGGACGCUCUUUACCAAAGCCUUGUCUGUUUCUUCAUUCCUUACUUUGCAUAUGCAGGGUCAGAUGCAGACAUGCUCUCCUUUGGGUCUCCCAUCAACGCCUCGGCCCUCCUCAUCAUCCUACUACACCAGGUCAUCGAGAGCCGCACACUGACAUGGCUACAUGUGUUAGUGCUGGUGGGUAGUGCUCUCUUCUACUUCUCUUUCACCCUGGUCUUCAGUGUGGUGUGUGUGACGUGUAGUCCCCCCACCAAUCCCCUUGGUGUGGACAAGCUACAGAUGUCCCAACCACUUUUCUAUGGAGUAUGUGCCCUCACCACCGUGCUGGCACUGCUACCAAGAUUCCUGUUCCAUGCAUUGCACAACAGCAUCUCCCCCUCUGACACACUGAAAGCUGCUCUGAUGGACCAGCUCAACCCAGACAACUACUGUAGGAGGAUGCAGCACUGGAACCAGACCCAGGCCCAGAGUAAAGCCAGGGGUCUCAUCAUCAACGUGGAAGACUUGGACAUCAAGAUCCCUGACUUUAUACUCCCUAAAGAGCUGAAGGAAUGCAGAGCUGCCACUGGCUCUGUGCUCUCCUGACCUCAGAGGCUACAGGAGGUGGCUACAAUAGAAAGAAAAGAAUAUUCCCCAUUCAAGUCAUUGAUGGCAUAAAUAGUAGCCAUUGUGAGUGUACUCUUAGGAGCAAAGAAGGAAGUAAAAGCUGGAAGUUUACCCAUCAAUUUGUGCUGUGAUUUGUUGAAUUAACUCAACUGACAUUACAAAAAAUACAUUCCAUUGCAUGAGCCACAUCAGUUAGCAUCAUUUACCUGUCAAAUUGCAAGGGUUAGAGGUUCCAAGCCUGUGCUAUUCAUUAUUUACAUGGUGGCUUCAGGGUUCAGCCCUAACACCCUUCAAAGCUAGCUGGCUUGCUGCCUUGCAUGCGUUGCUCACUGGUGUUGGUUAAGAUCCCCAUGCUGUCUAUCCAGGGCAAAGAGAUGGAUGUUUCUCACAUGUGCCUAGAGUUGCAUUAACAUGGAGUCAUGGUCCCUUGAGAAAAGAUUGGUGAUGUGGACACAUAUUUAUAAAUGUGUGUCUGCUGUGUGGUAGGACUUUGACACAAUCCAGUGUCCAUGGUGAAGAAGUCCCUUCAUAGUGCACCUUACCCGAACACUGCUAGGUGUGGUCCACUCUGGCCCUCUUCAAUGUGCACUGAGCAUGUAGAGAACAGAAGGCUAUUCAUUAUCAUUAUUAGUUAUCAAAGCGCUGCUUUGUUGAGAAGGGUGGAAUUAUAUGCAGGAGUUUGGAAUGUUUUUACAAUCCUUGAGCUGCGUACACUUAUUUUUAAAGUUAGCAUCAAGAUAUGACUCCUUUUGUGUUUAGGCACAACUAUUCGAUGUUGGCGUGUCUUAAACAAACACUCCAAAAUAACAUUGUAAAUGAUGCAUAUGAACCUUGGACACAGAGGUCCCAUUGAAGGGCUAGACCAAAUCAAAAUGCUGUAAAGUGGCCUUUUCCUCCUGAAUCACACUUGAAUUAAUUUUGACUGGAGUUUAAAUGGAUUUGGCAUGGACCUGACCUUUCUCACCACUGUUUUCCUCUGACCUUUAGUUGAGUAAAGCAGUCCACUAAAACAUGGGAUAUAUUUAUUUAACAUGUAUUUCCUUGUUGAGAUACAAUCUCUUUUUGAGAAAGUCCUGACCAAAGUGGUAGCACAUGUUUAGUUACAAGACAAGAACCAAAAUGCUAUGUACAGUUACACACUGACAAAAUGAAAAUGAAAUGUGGGAAUUGACUGAGGGCCUGGGGCUUCUAAAGCAAGACAACCAAAAGUGCAACUUAGUAGGAGGAUUCAGGUAUGGCCCUCUAUGUGAAGUAGGCAGUGGUGUAAAGUACUUCAGUAAAAAAUAUUUUAAAGUACUACUUCAGUUGUUUUUUGGGGAUAUCUUUACUAUUUAUAUUUUUGACAACUUUUACUUUACUACAUUCCUAAAGAAAACAAUGUACUUUUUACUUAAUACAUUUUCCCUGACACCCAAAAGAAUCAUUACAUUUUGAAUGCUUAGCAGAACAUGAAAAUUGUCCAAUUCACACACUUAUCAAGAGAACAUCCCUGGUCAUCUCUACUGCCUCUGAUCUGGCAGACUCACUGAACACAAAUGCUUUGUUUGUGAAUUAUGUGUUUGAGUGUGCCCCUGGCUAUCUGUAAAUUAGAAAACACAUUGUGGUUUGCUUAAUAUAAGGAAUUUGAAAUUAUUUAUAAUAAGUAUAUUUUAGCAAUUACAUUUACUUUUAAUACUUAAGUAUAUUUAAAACCAAAUACUUUUAGACUUUUACUCAAGUAGCAUUUUACCGGGAGAAUUUCACUUUUACUUGAGUCAUUUUCUAUCAAGGUAUCAUUAAGUGUGACAAUUGAGUACUUUUUCCACCACUGGAAAUAGCCUUUACAAAUGUUCUCUUGAGUUUGCCUGGAUAAGGCAUUGGCAUUCAUAUCUACUUCUGAGAAGUGACGUUUUUCUCUACCACAUGCAAUUCUGACCUGGUUUGGUCUUUUUUAGACAGAUCAUCCUCUAUUUUAUGUGGUAACAUUAGACUGAUGUAAUUUUUUUUAAAUAGAUUUUUACAGUACAAUAAUGCAUAUCAAAUCCUGUACAACAUGGCAAAGGCAGCUGAUUUGAAUAUAGUCCAAUUGGAAACGUUUCAGAGCAAUGAUUAGAAGUCAUUAUUUAAUAUCAACUUAAUUCCAAAUGUGUGUACUGUAUCAGAUAUUGGUAUAAAUACAUUAGCAACUCAUGUGUUCUGUAUCAUGUUAAUUAUUUGAGUUUAGUGUUAUUAAACGUCUGAUGUUCA
This is a messenger RNA of Oncorhynchus masou masou (cherry salmon), 7335 nucleotides long. Its product is annotated as phospholipid-transporting ATPase VD-like. Gene Ontology annotation, biological process: phospholipid translocation. Gene Ontology annotation, molecular function: ATP hydrolysis activity; magnesium ion binding; ATPase-coupled intramembrane lipid carrier activity. The coding region runs from base 1420 to 5088 and encodes 1222 amino acids. The transcript has 19 exons. Gene Ontology annotation, cellular component: plasma membrane. The record is from RefSeq and is a predicted model, not a curated record. Lineage: Eukaryota; Metazoa; Chordata; Actinopteri; Salmoniformes; Salmonidae.